Messenger RNA from Drosophila eugracilis, 1079 nucleotides. Its product is annotated as DNA-binding protein Ewg-like. The transcript has a single exon. The coding region runs from base 211 to 375 and encodes 54 amino acids. NCBI's taxonomy places the organism in Eukaryota, Metazoa, Arthropoda, Insecta, Diptera, Drosophilidae. The record is from RefSeq and is a predicted model, not a curated record.
AAUUUGUAUAUUUUACCUUAUACUUUUUAUGCCUUAUUUCUUAUCUUUUUCGCCAGAUAACAGAUAACAGCCAGUGAAGAGUAUCGAAGAGACCCGACCCAUGGGCAAUGUCUUACACUUAAUCCAAAUUAUUAAUAUUCCUUUUACUAAUCCUGACUAUCUUGUUUCGCCCUCAAGGUGGAGAACGGCGACCAACUGGAGACCAUCACCAUGUCGCCGGGAAUGCACCAGAUGAUGAUCCAGGGAGGGCCCGGCCAAGAGCCCCAGCUGGUGCAGGUGGUCAGCCUGAAGGACGCCACUCUGCUGAGCAAGGCCAUGGAGGCGAUAAAUUCCGGCAACGUCAAGUCCGAGGACACGAUCAUCAUGGAACAAUAGCUGGAGCCCAUAGACGGCAUGAUCUCGCCCGGACUGAGCGAGUGACGUGCCGUGUUUGAGCAUCCCGGCUCCCAUCCCCAUACUUAGGGUUCCUUUUACCCCCACCAAGAGGAUGUUUUCCUAGUACCUGAAAGGUGUUGCUAACGGAGGAAGGAACCCCUCGGACUCGUCAAUCCAACCAUGAACCAUGAACCAUGAACCAUCAACCAUCUAAUCAUCGCAUGUCUAGUCAAGAGAGCGUGCUCUGUAUAAAGCGAUCAAUCAGUCUAGUCUUCGUAUAGAAAAUUAUCUUUAAUUAUUCGUAACUCCCCUAAUCCUAAAUCAUUCUUUUAGUGUUAUUUUUGUGCUUUUUUUUGCUCUAUAAAUAGUUCAAUUCUGGGCUGGAUACUCAUAGCUAUAAUAUCGUAACAUACAUAUGCCUAGACCUAAGCAUUAUAGGCGUUACUUGUACGUACAACCCCAGAUAUAUACUCGUAUAUAUACCCGUGUAACGUUUGCAAUAACUAACCAAUGGAAUAUUCUGAGAGGCGAGAGUCGUGAGGCGAGAGGCGAGAGUCAGGCAGAGAUUACAAAUUAAACGUACGAUCUAGGACAACUGAUAACGAACCCAUGCAAUGUAAACAGAGAGCAUCACUUUAAACUUAAUUAACUACUUAAUUACUAACGAUAACGAAACCUAAUUAUCGAAUAAACCAUAAAGUGUA